Gigantopelta aegis is the source of this 3635-nucleotide messenger RNA. RefSeq names its product forkhead box protein O-like. The record is from RefSeq and is a predicted model, not a curated record. The transcript is spliced from 2 exons. The coding region runs from base 541 to 2442 and encodes 633 amino acids. Gene Ontology annotation, molecular function: DNA-binding transcription factor activity, RNA polymerase II-specific; RNA polymerase II cis-regulatory region sequence-specific DNA binding. Gene Ontology annotation, cellular component: nucleus. Gene Ontology annotation, biological process: regulation of transcription by RNA polymerase II. Lineage: Eukaryota; Metazoa; Mollusca; Gastropoda; Neomphalida; Peltospiridae.
AAAAGUAAACAUGACCCAUAUUGUAGCUUGCACGAGAACACGGGGCCUCACCAACAAUCCGGAAAGAUCGAAAUCGGACGAAAAGACGCGUGCGCUAAGGAACUGCAGUGGCGGGCAUAAAUAUUUAGCUCAACUCGAAACGGUAAUCAAAGUACUUAUUUCCAUAUGCUGCAUAAUAUUGUCACUGCAGUUCUUCCGUAAAAUCCCCUCUGCGCAAUGACCUAGUAUGCAUCUGCGCAUAAUGUCAGUACUAUAUGCAAAUCACCCGUGACAACAAAUACGUCAUAAGGUCUCCCCAUAAUCUUGAACCAGCUCUACUGAACGAGUAAUGGACGCAUGGAAUGCUGUAAGAGAUUGACGGGGAAGGAUUUUUAUCCCCUGUUUAAUCACACUGCGGUGCUAUACUGGAUUUUGACAAUGGGCAAAUGUUAUUCCGGAGAGGUCAUUCUACGAUGAGCGAACUUUGGAUUAUAUGUUAACUGCUUGAAACACUUGUUUUUAUGUGGAAAAGCGCGAUCAGUUUACGGUGAAAUUGACAAGAUGGACACCGAUGUAGACCCAAACUUUGAGCCGCAAAUUAGGGCACGGUCAAAUACAUGGCCACUUCGACCCAACCGGGAGUUGCUGGAAGCUCAGACGGGCAGUCCAGUGUCGGAUGAGUCGAUCGAGAACCACAGGGAGAAGGAUCCACUUGGAUUAAACACUAAAAAGAGUGGAUCCAGACGCAAUGCAUGGGGAAAUUUAUCGUACGCCGAUUUGAUUACUAAAGCGAUACAAAGUUCUCCAGAAAAGCGACUUACCCUCUCUCAGAUAUACGACUGGAUGGUGCAAAAUGUACCUUAUUUCAAAGACAAGGGGGAUAGCACCAGCUCGGCAGGAUGGAAGAACUCGAUCCGACACAAUCUGUCGCUGCACAGCCGCUUCAUGAGAAUACAGAAUGAAGGAACGGGAAAGAGUUCUUGGUGGGUUAUUAAUCCUGACGCCAAGCCUGGGAAAACUCCACGGCGAAGGGCAGGCAGCAUGGAAACGAAGAAUUACGAGAAGAAACGGGGACGGGUAAAGAAAAAGGUUGAGGUUUUACGCGCUGCCCUCGAGAAAACGGGCAGUCCAUACUCGACAUCGGAGGACUUUCUCGACACUUUCGGAGACUUCCGGCCACGGACAAGUUCCAACGCAAGCAGCUGUGGCCGCCUGUCUCCCAUCCAGGCUCUAGGCGAACCAGAUCUCCAUGACAACCAGGUUCCGCCGAUGUCGCCCAUCCCUUGGGGACAGGAGGGAGACACGAACUUCGGUUGUAGUCCCGAUGGUUUCACGGACCAGCUUGUUGAUAGUUUGGUGGGUGGGAUGAAACUCGACCCAUCCAUCAGCCUUGGUGGGUCGGAAAGCAUGGACAUCGUGGGCAACGGAUUACCCGAGCCCUACAUGCAGAACAGUUCCACAAACGAUUUGACUUUAUCGGAAUUCAAUCAAAACGCGAGUUACAAUUCGAAAGGGAGCUACAACGGCCAGUUCGCCAACCUUCCAGCCCCUCCCCCAUACCCCGACCAGCUGCAGUCCCAGUCGCCCCAGUCCCAGGCUCCCGUCUUGGCCAGCCUGGAGCGCGUGGCCAUGUCGAACCGCGUGCCGGGCAUGGGCAUGUCACAGCAGGGCAUGGGCCUCCAGCAGUCUCUGUACUCACAGCAGCAGCAGCAGCAGCAGCAGCAGCAGCAGCAGCAGCAGGACCUGUUCCAGGACGAGGUGGCCCAGCAGCUGAGCUCGGCUAAUCAGCUGAACAUCAACACAUCACAACUGUCUUCGCCUCGAUCUCCACAGCAGACCAGUCCACAGAGCUAUGGGAGCAAUUACAGCCCCCAGCAGCAGCAGCAGCAGCAACAGCAGAACAUGUCGCCCCCGUCUCAGCAGAUCUCAGCCUCGCCGCACCAGCUGUCUCCCCAGUGCUCCCCGGCCCUCAGCCCCAUGAAUCAGCGCCGCUCUGUUCUACAGCAGCAGCUGCAGCAGCAACAGCAAUCUUCCAAUGACUCGAUCCUCCGUGCCGCCCUCACGCAGGGCGGGAUGACGUACUGCCGGGCCAACGGCAACCCGCAGAUGAACCUGCCUUACAACAGCGUGCAACAGAACGGCCCCAUCGCGGUCACAGCCAGUCCGAUAAUGAAUGGGAACCAUCUGAGCCUCAGCAAUGCUCACAUUGGUCACAUGGCCAGCCAGAGGGCUCACCUGCAGAUGACCGUGGACAGUGGUGCCUAUAUCAACAGCAUGGGCGGCACCAACUCGGAGACCGGGGUGCCCAUAGACAUUGACGUGGAGAACUGGAUAAGUGGGGUGAAUGAGUCGGAAAUAGAUCGAAUUAUAAAGGAAGAGUUGACCUUAGAAGGCAACUUGGACUUCAAUUUUGACACACAGGGUUCGGGGCUACCUUUAGCAGGAGGGCAAAAAACUUUAUGAUGUAACCUCUCGGACUUAGUGUCAUAAUUAAGUAAUUAAUUAAUAAUAAUAGUGCUGAUCAGGCGUGAAAAACACAUACAUAUACAGGAGAACAUAGGUUCUGGUUUAGUGUUUCAACUGAUUUGUUUUUGUUUGUUUUUUUUAAUGGUUUUUUUUUUUUUUUUUUGCUUUUGUUUAUAUGGCAGCAAAUUUGUACUUAAUUUUUUUUGUUAUUAAUAAACAUGGCUUUGAAAUUGAAUGGAUACCUCAACAUGUUUUUGGAUUAUGUGUUUCAGUGGAGUUGAUACAUUCAGCACAGGAAUGUUGUUCAUAGUGGGUAACUCGCAAGUGAUAUUGCCUUUCCAUUGUAACGCUAACUGUGGACCUGGACAUCAGAAUGGAUUUGUGCUAUUUCAAAUUCAUGUGUGGCAGAAAUGUGUGUUGUGCAGGACUUUUUUUUUUGUCUGGUUAAGUUAUAUGUAUACUGCUGUUAAGGGCAAAUGUCUGUGACCUUGGCCAAAUGUCUGCGACCUUGGCUAAAUGUCUGUGACCUUGGAUGUUCCUUGUCUCCAUCCUGACGUGUUAUCCGUCAGUCAAAUACACACACGUGUAUGUAUAACAAUGACCUUUAUUGGAAAGGUGUUUUAAGUUUUUCCUAAAGUGUCUUGUAAACAUUUAUCAUGUAUUAUUAAGCGAUGUGGACCUCGUUGUGUGAUGAAAUUUGUUAUAUAUGGUCUACAGUUGUACAUUUUAUGGUUGCCAAUGUAGGUGUGUGCCUGUACAUUUGCAUAUGUGAGUGCAUUAAGAAAAUAUUUUAUAGUGUAAAACUGCAAAUGUUGGUUGCUAGUAACAUGAGGUUCCGGUAAAUGUAUACUAUAGGUAGCAGCCAUCUACAUUAACUUUUUUUCCCCCAUCUAGGAGCCAGAUGACACCUACUUAAUUAAUUCAGCGUGACUAUAUAAAGGGAAACCCUUCUAAAGUGGACACCCACAACCAAGUUAGUUCUUUUUAGGGUAUCCAGUUUAGAGAGGUUUUAUUCUGUACUGAUUUUAUUUUAUUAAUGUGUGAACAAUGUAAAGCAGACCUAUUCUUUGUCUCCCCCCCCCCCCCCCCCCAUCCCAGGCAAUGGUAUAUUAAAGGUUGUGGUAUGUACUGUCCUGUCUGUGGAAAGUGCAUAUAAAAGAUCCUUUGCUGCUAAUAGAAAAAUUAAGCAG